Ochotona curzoniae (black-lipped pika) is the source of this 2039-nucleotide messenger RNA. RefSeq names its product CUGBP Elav-like family member 4 (gene CELF4). The transcript is spliced from 14 exons. Gene Ontology annotation, cellular component: cytoplasm; ribonucleoprotein complex; nucleus. Lineage: Eukaryota; Metazoa; Chordata; Mammalia; Lagomorpha; Ochotonidae. Gene Ontology annotation, molecular function: mRNA binding. Gene Ontology annotation, biological process: mRNA splice site recognition; regulation of alternative mRNA splicing, via spliceosome. Bases 77 to 1738 code for a protein of 553 amino acids. The record is from RefSeq and is a predicted model, not a curated record.
GUGAGCGCGAGCGAGCGGGCAGGAGAGGGGCGAGAGUGCGAGCGGGGAAGAAUAAAAGGAAAGAAGAUUUUUCUCUAUGUAUAUAAAGAUGGCCACGUUAGCAAACGGACAGGCUGACAACGCGAGCCUCAGUAGCAACGGGCUCGGCGGCAGCCCGGGCAGCGCCGGGCACAUGAACGGAUUAAGCCACAGCCCGGGGAACCCGUCGACCAUUCCCAUGAAGGACCAUGAUGCCAUCAAGCUGUUCAUUGGGCAGAUCCCCCGAAACCUGGAUGAGAAAGACCUCAAGCCCCUCUUCGAGGAGUUCGGCAAAAUCUACGAGCUUACGGUUCUGAAGGACAGGUUCACAGGAAUGCACAAAGGCUGCGCUUUCCUCACCUACUGCGAACGUGAGUCGGCACUGAAGGCCCAGAGCGCGCUGCACGAGCAGAAGACCCUGCCCGGGAUGAACCGGCCGAUCCAGGUGAAGCCGGCGGACAGCGAGAGCCGAGGAGGUAGUAGCUGCCCGCGCCAGCCCCCUUCACAUAGAAAACUCUUCGUGGGCAUGCUCAACAAGCAGCAGUCCGAGGACGACGUACGCCGCCUCUUCGAGGCCUUCGGCAACAUCGAGGAGUGCACGAUCCUGCGUGGGCCCGACGGCAACAGCAAGGGGUGCGCCUUCGUGAAGUACUCGUCCCACGCCGAGGCGCAGGCCGCCAUCAACGCGCUCCACGGCAGCCAGACCAUGCCGGGAGCUUCGUCCAGCCUGGUGGUCAAGUUUGCUGACACGGACAAGGAGCGCACGAUGCGGCGGAUGCAGCAGAUGGCUGGCCAGAUGGGCAUGUUCAACCCCAUGGCCAUUCCGUUUGGGGCCUACGGCGCCUAUGCCCAGGCACUGAUGCAGCAGCAAGCGGCCCUCAUGGCAUCAGUCGCUCAGGGGGGCUACCUGAACCCCAUGGCUGCCUUCGCUGCCGCCCAGAUGCAGCAGAUGGCGGCCCUCAACAUGAACGGCCUGGCGGCCGCACCUAUGACCCCAACCUCAGGUGGCAGCACCCCUCCGGGCAUCACUGCACCAGCCGUGCCUAGCAUCCCGUCCCCCAUUGGGGUGAACGGCUUCACCGGCCUUCCCCCACAGGCCAAUGGGCAACCUGCUGCAGAAGCUGUGUUUGCCAAUGGUAUCCACCCCUACCCAGCACAGAGCCCCACCGCCGCGGACCCCCUGCAGCAGGCCUACGCCGGAGUGCAGCAGUAUGCAGGUCCCGCCUACCCUGCUGCCUAUGGUCAGAUAAGCCAGGCUUUUCCUCAGCCACCGCCGAUGAUUCCCCAGCAACAGAGAGAAGGGCCCGAGGGCUGUAACCUGUUCAUCUACCAUCUGCCCCAGGAGUUUGGGGACGCUGAGCUGAUGCAGAUGUUCCUCCCUUUCGGUAAUGUCAUCUCCUCGAAAGUGUUUGUGGAUCGGGCGACUAACCAAAGUAAAUGCUUUGGCCGGCACCCAGUGCCCUCCCGCUGCCAGGCCCCCUCCUGUCAGGGAGGACAGUGUCCAAUAAACUCCACCCGCAGGCUUCGUGAGCUUCGACAACCCAGCCAGCGCGCAGACCGCCAUUCAGGCCAUGAACGGCUUUCAGAUCGGCAUGAAGAGGCUCAAGGUGCAGCUGAAGCGGCCCAAAGACACCAAUCGCCCGUAUUGAGCGCCGGCGGGAGCGUCCCCCGGGGGAGACCAGGACUCGCACAGGGCAGGAUGCUGAACGGGCUACAUUAAAAAAACAAACCUCUCUCUAUCUAUAUUUAUAAAUGAGAACUGUUGGAUGACACCUUUGACAUAUCAGCCAAUAUCAAUCAAGCUGAAGACUCCAGACACUCUGUGUGACUGUAACGUUUCUUCAAGGGAAGUAUUAGCGUCUGUGGAUUCAGAGGGGCACAUGUUUUGGGGAAACAAAAUGAAUGACACAAAGAAGAUGACACAGCAAAAUGAGAAAAAUUAAAUACAUACAUGCAAAAGGAAAAAAAAAAAAACGAAAAAAAGAAAAGAAAAAGAAAAAAAAAAAGCAACUUUAAAACCA